Molecule: messenger RNA, 1008 nt
Organism: Jatropha curcas
Lineage: Eukaryota; Viridiplantae; Streptophyta; Magnoliopsida; Malpighiales; Euphorbiaceae
Source: RefSeq, a predicted model, not a curated record
CUGUAGACUAAUUUUUUUCUUAAUGCAGGUUUUUGUUGAAAUACCAUAUGUAUUCAUCCAAACUACAUACUAUUCUCUUAUAGUAUAUUCUAUGGUGAGCUUCCAAUGGACAUUGGCUAAGUUCUUCUGGUUCUUCUUCAUCACCUUCUUCUCCUUUCUCUACUUCACAUACUACGGAAUGAUGACUGUUUCAAUUACGCCAAAUCAAGAAGCUGCAGCUAUCUUUGCUGCCGCAUUUUUUGCUCUCUUCACCCUUUUUUCUGGAUUUUUCAUCCCCAAACCAAGAAUUCCCAAGUGGUGGAUAUGGUACUACUAUAUUUGCCCGGUGGCGUGGACUGUGUAUGGAUUAAUUGUGACACAGUACGGUGAUAUUGAAGACACUAUAAAGGUGAACGGAAUAGAGCCAGACCCGAGCAUCAAAUGGUAUGUGCAAAACCAUUUUGGGUAUGAUCUCAACUUCAUGGGUCCAACCGCUGCAAUCUUGGUGGCAUUUUGUGCCUUUUUUGCGCUGGUUUUUGCCUUCUGUAUCAAGAAACUCAACUUCCAAACUAGAUAGUUGAAGAAGAAAGUCCUACACUCUUCCGAUUUAUGUUGAUUUUGGGCUUGGGUUUGGUCUUUUUUGGGCUUUGAAUAGGUUAGGUUAGGUUACGUGAAGCCCAGUCAGAGCUCCCGGUUGUGAUGUGAGAAGAACAUGUCGGCUUACACGUGGGGCCCAAUUAACAAGGGUAGACAGAAGUCUCGUGCACCGAAUUUCGAUAGAGAACCACAAAAGACAUUAUUCCUGUCUUUCUGACUCUCUCCUUCCCUUCUCUCAGCAACGUGUCCUGGCGUCCCCUUGAAAUUACCAGUUUGCCAUUAUUUAUUCAGUCAUAUAUCACACCCCGCUCAGCUCUACCCAAAAACAAUUGAAUGUUAUUCUAUUUUUAAUCCCAUUUUAAAUUUCGUAACUCAUGUAAUUUAAUUUAAUAUAGUUUGAUUGAAAUUUAUUAAAUCAUUUGGCUGUGUCAA